Molecule: messenger RNA, 1734 nt
Organism: Prunus avium (sweet cherry)
Lineage: Eukaryota; Viridiplantae; Streptophyta; Magnoliopsida; Rosales; Rosaceae
Source: RefSeq, a predicted model, not a curated record
CGAUUCGUGAUAAUUUUGUAAACCCAAAGGACCAUUUGUGAUAAAAAACCAAAAAUAUAAAUAGAAAGUAAAAUAAGAGCGAAUUUUCCCGCGAGAUUGGCCCGAGUGAGAGAGAAUGUCAGGCAGCGAACAAGAGCGAACAACAAAGUCAGGGGCGGAGGAGCAGUCGCUGAGGGUAGCCGUAGCCAUUUCUCUUCUCCGAUCAAAGCUUCUUCAAAAGCAGCAAAAGCAGCCUCCUCCUCCUCCUGUUGAUCAAUCCGACACUCUCCGAUGGAAGCGAAAGGCUAAGGAGCGAAAGCAAGAGCUUUUGAGACUCCGACAAGAUCUCAAAGAAGCUUCAGAUGCUUCGCAGUGUGACUUGUUCCCGCAAAGCGCUUCUUGCAAGUGUUAUUUCUUUGAUAAUUUGGGGAGACUAAGCCCUAAUAAGCGGCUUCCAGAUCCUUCUCAGUGCAGAUUCAAUGAUGUCUUGCGACGCAGAUUUCUCAGACACGUACGUUUUAAGGAAAGGAGAAGAAGAACAAGUAGUUCAUCCCAGCGACACCAUUUUGCAGACAUAAACAGUGAAGAUGAAAUGGAGCAGCUUAGGGCCUCAGUCGAUUUUCUUGUGGAGCUUUGUGAAACUAAUUCUCCUGUGGAGGAGGCCAAUGUUGCAAAUUGGUCGCACCAAGCUGCAGACUUUAUUUUAGCUUCAUUGAAGAACCUGUUAUCAGUGGCAAUGAAUGUGGAACUCAUAGAAGGAAUUAUCAGCAGCUUAAUCACACGUUUGGUUAGAAGGAUGUGUUGCCCCUUGCAAGGAAACGCAUCAAAACACUCUGAACCUGAUGCUCAGUUUUUCGUUCAGCACUUGAUCCGAAAGCUUGGAAGUGAGCCCUACAUUGGUCAACGUGCAUUAUUCUUAGUAACUCAGAGAAUCUCUGUUCUUGCAGAGAAUUUCCUUUUCGCAGAUCCAUUUGAUGAUGCUUUUACAAACAUGCAUCAAUGCAUGUUCAUGCUGAUCCAGCUUACAGAGUUUUUGGUAUCCGAUUACCUAUCAGAAUGGUCAAAGGAUGAAGGUUUUGACACCAUGGUCUUUGAAGAAUGGGUAGCAUCAAUGGUUCACGCACGCAAGGCAUUACAAAUUUUGGAAAGCAGAAAUGGGGUCUAUGUGUUAUACAUGGAACGAGUCAUAGCGCUUGGCAGCAGCAGCAGCAGCAGAGCAGGCCAGGGCAAAGCAAGAAGGCAGGCAUGUUGAAUGAGAUGAAAUCACGCUGCGUACUCAGUCUCUCGCUCCUUCUUCUUCUUCUUCUAAUAUUCUGUCAAUCGCUUCCAAGUUCAGCCCAUGGAGAUGGAAAUGGAGGUGGUACAACAACUACUAGUACUAUUACUAGGGCGGUUGUUGUUGGGGAGCAGCAGCAGCAGCAGCCACCACUGCCAGCUACAAAUUACCAUGUCAGUACUUUGCUUCACACAACUCGGAAGCUUAAGCUUGGGGUUCACAUGAAAAUAACCCGUAGCGUUCCAAAGGUUCCUCGUGUCAAAAAAUCAUCCGCCAUUCCAACUCAGAUGACACCUUCUCUUCCUGUCGCUUGUUUUCUUUCUUCAUUAUCCCUCCUUUCUUUCUUUCUGUUAUAGGAUAGGAGGAGCUGGAUAUAAUAUAUAUCUGCUAGAAAUAUUAUGUUUGUUUCCAACAACAAUCAUCAUCAAUAUUAGCUUGAAAUAUAAUGUUUGUUUCAAUUAGAAAGUUGAAUUACGAUU